GGGCGCGGGACGCAGGGACGCGGGAUGCGGGCGCAGCCUUCAUCCUGAUCCGACCCCAAAGCAGGUGCCCUCUGCAGAAGGCGGGGCGCCGCUCCACUGGUGCCCCCCUCAAUCCAGGAUUGGGAAACGGGGACCCUGAGGACCCCCAAAUCCUUUCUCCGGGUCUUCAUCCCUGAGCUCCCAGGCCCUGAGGUGGGGGCCACCUCCCUCGCUGCUCAUGUGGUCCCCAUUCUCACCUCCCUCCUAUUGCACCCGCCUCGGGCUUGUCAGAUAGGUGGGGGCUCUGCAGGGCCAGUGCUGUGGGGCCGCGGGAAACUGGGGUCCGCUCCCUGACAAUCGGGGCCUGGAGAGGCCUAGAGCCCGCACCGGGGACUCCCGCGCUCUGUGAGAGGGGCGGCCUGCAUCUGCUCCCAGGGACAGAAUUAUUCGAGAUGGAGAAACUGAGGCACAGAGCUGAGUGACUUGGAGCCAGACAGAUACUAGACGGAGGCCAGCAGGAUGUCAUAUUUUGGGGAGCAUUUUUGGGGUGACAAAAACCAUGGCUUUGAGGUCCUCUACCAUUGUGUGAAGCAGGGCCCUGUGGCCACCAAGGAACUGGCUGAUUUCAUUAGGGAAAGGGCUAGCAUCGAAGAGACAUACUCGAAGGCCAUGGCCAAGCUGUCCAAGCUCGCCAGCAAUGGCACCCCAAUGGGGACCUUCGCCCCGCUCUGGGAGGUCUUCCGUGUGUCCUCAGACAAGCUGGCGCUGUGCCACCUAGAGCUGACGCGGAAACUUCACGACCUCCUCAAGGACGUGCUGCGCUAUGGCGAGGAGCAGCUCAAGACCCACAAGAAGUGCAAGGAGGAAGUUCUGGGCACUGUGGAUGCAGUGCAGGUAUUGGCCAGCGUGGGUCAGCUCUUGCCGAAGUCUCGGGAGAAUUACCUGAGCCGCUGCAUGGACGUGGAGCGGCUGCGCAGAGAGAACACCAGCCAGAAGGAGAUGGACAAGGCAGAAACCAAAAGCAAGAAGGCAGCUGACAGCCUGCGGCGCUCUGUGGAUAAGUACAACUCUGCCCGGGCUGACUUCGAGACCAAGAUGCUAGACUCGGCCUUGCGCUUUCAGGCCAUGGAGGAGGCCCACCUGCAGCACAUGAAGGCCUUGCUGGGCUCCUAUGCGCACUCCGUGGAGGACACCCACGUGCAGAUCGGGCAGGUGCACGAAGAAUUUAAGCAGAACGUGGAAAAUGUGACGGUGGACAUGCUUCUCAGGAAGUUUGCGGAGAGCAAGGGCACCGGCCACGAGAAGCCUGGGCCUCUGGACUUUGAUGCCUACAGCACAGCUGCCCUGCAGGAAGCAAUGAAACGCCUCCGAGGAGCCAAGGCCUUCCGUCUUCCAGGACUGAGCCGGAGGGAGCCCCGUGCCUCUGUUGACUUCCUGGAGUCUGAUUCGGGGGUGCCUCCAGAGGUGGACGAGGAAGGCUUCACUGUGCGCCCUGAUGUCUCCCACAACACCACAGCCGAGCCCCCGCGAUUCUCCUCUAGCGACUCUGAUUUUGACGACGAGGAGCCUAGAAAGUUCUACGUUCACAUCAAGCCUGCCCCACCCCGCACCGCGGCCUGCAGCUCCGAGGCUGCAGCUGCCCAGCUCAGGGCCACAGCAGGCAGCCUCAUCCUCCCGCCAGGCCCAGGGGGCACCAUGAAACGUCACUCGUCGCGGGACACUUCUGGGAAGGCACCGAGACCUCAGUCAGCCCCACGGACCGGCAGCUGUGCUGAGAGGCCGCUGGCCUCGGAGGAACCAUUGUCCAAGAGCCUCUUUGGGCCGCCGCUGGAGUCAGCCUUUGACCACGAGGACUUCACGGGCUCCAGCAGCCUGGGCUUCACAUCCAGCCCAUCCCCUUUCUCUUCCUCGUCCCCUGAGAAUGUGGAAGACUCAGGCCUGGACUCUCCAUCGCAUGCUGCCCCCGACCCAUCCCCUGAGUCCUGGGUCCCCCGGCCGGGCACCCCGCAGAGCCCACCCACCUGCAGGAUGCAACACCCAGAGGCCAGGGGCCCAAUUCCCCGUGCACCCUCGCCAGGCCCGUGGGGACCAGAGGCAGGCACAGACUCCUCGCUGCCUGCUGACUCCACCCCCAGGGAGGGCCUAGCUGCACCACCCAGGAGACCUCGGUCCAGAAAAGUGUCCUGCCCGCUCACCAGGAGCAACGGUGACCUGGUGGGUGGCAUGUGCCGAUCCCUAAGCCCCUCCCCUCUGGGAUCUUCUGCCCCCAGCAUCGGCCCGGAUCGGCCUGGCUUCUCCACUCAGAUGGCGCAUGGCAUCUCCCGUGGCCCCAGCCCUGUGGUCCUGGGGUCCCAGGACACCCUGCCUGUGGCCACAGCCUUCACUGAGUAUGUUCAUGCCUAUUUCCGUGGCCACAGCCCCAGCUGCCUGGCUCGAGUCACGGGAGAAUUGACCAUGACCUUUCCUGCCGGCAUUGUGCGAGUGUUCAGUGGGACCCCACCCCCACCCGUCCUCAGCUUCCGGCUCGUGCACACGGCGCCCGUGGAACACUUUCAGCCCAACGCUGACUUGAUCUUCAGUGACCCCUCCCAGAGUGACCCAGAGACGAAAGACUUCUGGCUGAACAUGACGGCGCUAACAGAGGCCCUGCAACACCAGGCAGAGCAGAACCCUACCGCUUCCUACUACAACCUGGUGCUGCUGCGCUACCAGUUCUCCCGCCCUGGGCCUGAGUCAGUGCCCCUGCAAAUGAGCGCCCACUGGCAGUGCGGGCCCACGCUCACGCGGGUCACGGUGGAGUACAGCUACCGUGCGGGCGCCACCACGGUGUCCACGCCGCUCACUAAUGUCCAAAUCCUGCUGCCUGUGGGAGAGCCGGUGACCAGCGUGCGUCUGCAGCCUGCUGCCAGCUGGAGCACAGAGGAAAAGAGGUUCACGUGGAAGCUUCCAGAUGUGUGUGAGACAGGAGGCUCCGGCCACCUGUCCGCCAGCUGGCAGCCGCAGUCAGGGCCCAGUACUCCCAGCCCGGUGGCCGCGCAAUUCACCAGUGAGGGUACCACGCUGUCCGGUCUGGACCUGGAGCUGCUGGGCGGCGGCUAUCGCAUGUCCCUGGUGAAGCGGAGAUUCGCCACAGGGAUGUACCUCACCAGCUGCUAAGGUGCUCCGGGACCUCCUUCCCUCCCGCCCACUUCUGCUCCCUCAGCUCAGGCUGGACUGAGCCAAGACUCCUCCCUCCUCUCCAACAGGCCCGGACCUUUUAGUAUUCUUUAAAUAAACACUUUUCUAA
This is a messenger RNA of Microtus oregoni (creeping vole), 3265 nucleotides long. It is a transcript of the gene Fcho1, whose product is annotated as FCH and mu domain containing endocytic adaptor 1. Lineage: Eukaryota; Metazoa; Chordata; Mammalia; Rodentia; Cricetidae. The transcript is spliced from 28 exons. The record is from RefSeq and is a predicted model, not a curated record. The coding region runs from base 499 to 3135 and encodes 878 amino acids. Gene Ontology annotation, cellular component: clathrin-coated vesicle; plasma membrane; cytoplasm. Gene Ontology annotation, biological process: clathrin coat assembly; clathrin-dependent endocytosis.